AUGCCGCUUCCAAAUGGCUUUUUUAAACGAUUUAAUAUCGCCGAAUAUAUGAGAAAGAAAAGAUUGGACAACAAGGCAAUCGUGGCAAAGACAAAAAAGGCUCGUGCGACGGCUGUGAAGCUCAAAAGACUGGAUGAAAAGGUAAAGAUAAAUUACUUGUUAGUUCAGUAAAUAUUUAUCAAAUUCACACAAAUUGUAUUGCUGUAAUACCUAUGAUUAAAUAUCGUCAUAUUCACCCAGCUAAGUAUUGUUGAUAUAGGUAUAUGCCUUUAUUUCUGCCGACUGAUUUAUAAAUACUUGUAGUUGUUGCUUUUACCGACAUUUGUUUGUGAUUGGAAAGUUCAUUGUACUGUAUUUAUUAACUUUAAACUAUUCACAAUGGUGCUCAUUGUCAAUUGUGUAUGGAAAGUAUUUGAAGAAAUAUGUCAUAUUAUAAUAUAUUGCAGGUAGCCAGACUAGUUAGAGAGGUAGAGGAGGUAGGGGAGCUUGAAGGUGAAGUGGUUGAGGAGAUUAGUCAGGCAGAGGCAGAAGAGCAGAGGAAAAUUGGAUUUUCUAUUAGUAGGAAGACAACAGCGACACGACAGGCAGCACCGACUGGGACACCUGGGCACUGUAGUUCGACAGGAAGGAAGCGAAGACAGGAGACGAUGAAGGCAGCAUGUGCGAUACAUGGUGGUAGUUCCAGCAACACAACACCGGGAACAAUUGGAAUGGUGGAGACGAUAGAGACUCGGAGUAAGGAAGAAGAUAUUGUGAAGGCGGUGAGGAAGACAAAAAAGUUGAAGGAGAAGGUAUUGUCGAAGUUGUACAAGGAAGAUCUGGAAAAGUUUGAAAGUUCGAACGAUAACAUGUUGCGAUCAAUAGCAUGCUAUUAUAGUAAUGGGGUAAUGGGUAGAGCUAAGUACAGAUCUGUGUAUAGGGCUACUUCAUAUAGGAAUGCAUCAAAAACGAAACGGGCUGUGCGUAUAAAGGUUGCAAACUGCCCCUCCCCCAGGCUUGUUCCUUACCACAGGUUGAUGUUGUAUAUCAAGUCCAUUGAAAUAGGUAAGUUAUAUGAUGUGCGGGAGAUGCUCUGUGAUGGGUUGGAAGAAAGUGAGAAGGUGAAUGGUUGUUAUAGAGAGUUGGAAGAGCUGAUUUUGAAGUUAGCAGAGUUUUAUCUUAAUAGUGAUGAGUACAAGAUUUUGACAUUUGACGAGCCUAACACAUUCCAUAUAGGUUUAGGUGGUGAUGGUGCUCCUUUCGGGAAAGAUGAUACUGCAUGCUCUUGGCUGGUAAGUUUUCUGAAUAUUGGACAACAUGUAUUGAGUAGGAAUGAAAAUUUCCUUCUUUUUGGGGCAAAUUGCUCUGAGAACAGUUUGCCAGUUAAACGUUUCAUCGCAAAGCUAAUGACAGAUAUCCAUCAUGUUCAGAAUAAUUCAUAUUCUGUAUUAUGCAAGGGAGAACCUGUUGCAGUUAAAUUUGUCAUUGCGGAACUGCCUAAUGAUAUGAAAAUGCUUGCAUUUUUAGGAGGAGAGCUAACAAACAGUGCUACCUAUUUUUCCACUUUUGCAGAUGUCAGUAAGGAUAGUAUAGUUAAUUGCAAAGGAACAUUUGGUUCCCAACCUACUGACACCUGGAAGCCAUGGCUAUAUACAAAGAGGGUAAAAGAUGCAGAUGCAGUUAAGAAAUUUAAGAAGAAGCUAAACCAAAAUCUCUCUAGUAACACCAAGAGAAAUAAAGUAACAGCCUUUAUAGCAAAGCAAAAAAGUCGACAGGAAUUUGUUCCCUUAGUGGCAGAGUUAAUCAGUAAAGCCCACAUUGAGCCACUGCACUUGAAAAACAAUGCCUGUGCCCUGGCCCAUCGUUUUCUACUUAAACUUGCUAUUUCAUGGUCUAAUUUAUCUACUUCCAUCUCUAGUUUCUCCCAGGUGCCGCCACAAUCCAUCUUCUUCAAGUAUGUUGAUACAUUAAAGUCAAAGUGUGGCCUGAACAGGUUGGCUAAAAGGAUUGUCAGGUGGUUUAAUGAUACUGGUGCUAAUGGGAAGGAUUUUGACUACCGAUUCACAGGUAAGGAUUCAAGAAUGUUUUUGCAUAAUUUUAUGUUCCUGAUUAGUACUCUUGAAGGUCAGGCUAAAAGUCAACAGGCUAAACAGAUAAUUCACAUCCAUGCUUACCUGUGCCUUUGCUUGCGCAAUGCAGUUUCUUUGUUUAGUCGCAUCAACAUUAGUGAUGAGGAAGUGAGUGAACUGAAAGCACAUUGUAGAAAUUUUUAUCGUGGCUAUUGCUUGUAUUUUCAUGUAAAUCCCACAGUAUGGUCUCUUGGCAAUGUUGUUCCACAGCAUACCCAAGAAAUGAAGAUGAGGUAUGGGUUGGGCCUUGGUUUAAAUUCAAUGGAAGGGAGGGAAGCUAAGCACAUUGCAAUAGCAAAAUACUGUGCUAACACUGCUUUUUUAUUUAGAUGGGAACAGGUAUUUAGGCAUGAAUAUAUCUCUUUGAUAUGGCUACGGCAACAGGGUUAUAAUGCAAAAGUAAACACCACAACUACCAGUUCCUAUAUUCCAAAGCGUGUUUGUAUUAACAACCCUGAGUUUUGUAACUGUGGUUUGAACAAACCAGUUUCAGAUAAUGUUUGUAGAUUUUGUAGUGAUGACUUUCGCAGAAUGAUAAAGGAAAGUAUUGAGCAAUGUAAGGUGAUUGAG
Molecule: messenger RNA, 2678 nt
Organism: Paramuricea clavata
Lineage: Eukaryota; Metazoa; Cnidaria; Anthozoa; Malacalcyonacea; Plexauridae
Source: the annotation of a GenBank genome assembly